GUGCAUGUUUGGCCUUUACUACAAUAUCACCACAGAGUUCGUACUAAAAAUCAUGUCGAGGGAACUAAAGGCAAUUCGGCGACAGGGUCUUACGCAGGACGAAAAAAAAGCAUUUCGAGAUUAUUAUUUUAGCCUUACGGAGAAGCCGACGCAGAAAGAUCUUAUUGACUGGUUCAAAGAACAUUUUGGCCGAACUCUGGCUCAGUCAACAGUGUCAACUAUUCUAUCUCCUAAGCACGCAUAUUUAGACAGCCAGGACUUUAUUCGAGGAGACCUUAAGCGUAAUCGUACACCAAAAUAUCCGGCUUUAGAGUCAGCACUGUUCGAAUGGCAGCAACAAGAGGAAAAGCGGUCUGGCACCGUUAGCUGCGAUCAGUUACGGUUGGCUGCUUUGGAUAUUUGGAAAACAAUUCCAGAGUAUCAAAAUAUUCCAACUCCCUCAUUCAGUAAUGGCUGGCUAGAGAAGUUUAAGAGGAGGCACCCAUUGUCAGAGUUUUAUAAGGAACCUGAUCCAUUAAUGGCUGAUGUAAUUAAUACCAACAAGAUCUCAGUCCAAGAAGUGGCUAAGCAUUAUUCUCCGAGUGACAUUUUUGUUAUGGACGAGGGUAGUCUCUUUUGGAAGCUCACUCCUCAAAAGUUCAUCUCUAUCGAAAACGUCUUAGGCAUCCAGCGUUACCGAGCUAGGUUCACAAUAACUUUAUGUUGCAAUGCUGAUGCUUCCGAGCGUUUACCGCUUUGGGUUGUUGGCUAUUCAAAACGUCCGAAAGCUUUUCGAAAUCCGAACGUUUAUCCAGAGGCUAUGAAUGUGCAAUGGCGAUCAAAUGGUACAGCUUGGGUCACUAAUUCUCUCAUGGAAGAAUGGCUACGCUGGUUUGAUGAAAAAAUGAAAGGUCGCAAAGUCUUACUUUUUCUUGAUAAUCUUUCCCCUCAUGAAUGUGCUUUAGAAGCUAUCAGAAAUGCUAACCACAGCUUGAAGCAUGUUAAAGUAGCAUUUUUACCAUCCGAAUCUAGUAAUAUUACCCAUCCAUUUGAUUGUGGGAUAAUGGAGGCAUUCAAAACACACUAUCGUCUACGGUGGGCCAGAUACAUGUAUAGUGAAAUGGAAGCAAAAAAAGAUCCUCUUAGAACAAUUACUGUUUAUAAAGCUCUUCAGUGGAUUAUAGAAGCUUGGCAUGUGGAUAUUUCAAAGGAAGAUCUUAUCACCUGUUUCCAGCGUUCAGGCAUUUUUGUAGCUAAUGGCAAGCCUAAGCGAAUCAUUCCUUAUAGUCUCAUUGCUGAAAUAGAAAAUAUUUUACCAAGGAUCUGCCCUCCGCCAAUGUGCUCAAUCGAGGAGUUUGUAAUGCCAGCUGAGGAAGAGGUCGUCGACAGUAAAGAGGAUGUCGUUAAUCAGGUAGCCUCGCAAUUUUUACCUGAAAGAGAUCAGGAAACAGAUGAAGAGGAAGAAAGUGGUAUUUAUGUGUCCCCAAACGAGGCUCUGUCCGCUUUGAAUACAUUUAUGCAAUAUUAUACUCAACAGUCAAAUGAGGACGGAAACAUUAUCCCUACACUUCUUCGUUUUAGAAGACAAUUGCAAGGCUUAGCUAAUCAUAGUCAAACCUAUUAGAUGCAUUACACUUUACCAUAUGUCAUUUUAUGGUCGCUUCUUCCCUUUGCUUCCGUUCAUGAUUCAUCCCUGUUAGUGUAACGAAUAUAAAGAUUUUAUGGUUUAUCAAGUGUCUCUAUGAAGUUAUGUAUUACGAGUAGUUUAUUAAUUAUUGAGAAAAAAUAUAUAAACACUUCAUCUAUCUGCUAGAAGCUUAAAGUUUCAAGCAAAUGCUUA
This is a messenger RNA of Schizosaccharomyces cryophilus OY26, 1819 nucleotides long. RefSeq lists its product as uncharacterized. The record is from RefSeq and is a predicted model, not a curated record. The coding region runs from base 5 to 1603 and encodes 532 amino acids. Gene Ontology annotation, cellular component: nucleus. NCBI's taxonomy places the organism in Eukaryota, Fungi, Ascomycota, Schizosaccharomycetes, Schizosaccharomycetales, Schizosaccharomycetaceae. Gene Ontology annotation, molecular function: DNA binding. The transcript has a single exon.